CCAUUCCGUAACGAUUAAUACAAGUAGAGGGCUGUUUAUUGCCUUGGAUUCUGCUGUGAAUGGAGCUCAGUGGAAGGAAUUGCACAUUGUCAAGUGUUUUAUUCGUGUAUAUCAUUUCUUCGAAUGUAGUUCUCACAUAAAAUGAGUAUUAUGUCAUAAAAUGGGAGCAAAUGCCUCACAGCUGGAGAAAGAGAUUGGACAUGAUCAAUUUCCUUCUAAUGAGCAUUACUUUGGUUUGGUGAACUUUGGAAAUACCUGUUAUUGCAAUUCAGUAUUACAAGCCCUGUACUUCUGUAAACCAUUUAGAGAAAAAGUUCUUGAUUACAAAGCAAAGAAUAAGAGGACAAAAGAAACUUUAUUAACAUGCUUGGCAGAUCUCUUUUAUAAUAUUGCCACACAAAAAAAGAAAACGGGGACAAUUGCUCCAAAAAAAUUUAUUGCUAGGCUAAGGAAAGAAAAUGAGGUUUUUGAUAACUAUAUGCAGCAAGAUGCUCACGAAUUCCUGAACUAUUUGCUGAAUACUAUAGCUGAUAUAUUACAAGCAGAAAAGCAGCAAGGGAAAGUAAAGACAGCUAAUCAGAAUGGUGAUCAACAUCAAACAUCCAAAGCUGAACCAACAUGGGUGCAUGAUAUUUUUCAGGGAACUCUUACAAAUGAAACUAGAUGCCUCAACUGUGAAACAGUUAGCAGUAAAGAUGAAGAUUUCCUAGAUCUGUCUGUGGAUGUCAAUCAGAACACUUCAAUUACUCAUUGUUUAAGAGGUUUUAGCAAUACAGAAACACUAUGCUCUGAGCAUAAGUACUAUUGUGAGAACUGCUGCAGCAAGCAAGAAGCUCAAAAAAGAAUGCGGGUGAAAAAGCUACCUAUGAUUUUGGCUUUGCAUUUGAAGAGAUUCAAGUACAUGGAACAACAAAAUAGGCACACAAAACUAUCUUAUCGUGUUGUCUUCCCUCUUGAGUUGAGGUUAUUUAACACAUCUGAUGAUGCAUAUAAUCCUGAUCGCCUUUAUGAUUUGGUCGCUGUUGUUAUACAUUGUGGAAGUGGCCCCAACAGAGGGCAUUAUAUUUCCAUUGUUAAGAGCCAUGGCUUAUGGUUACUCUUUGAUGAUGACAUUGUAGAUAAAAUCGAUGCAUCUGCUAUUGAAGACUUUUAUGGGCUUACAUCUGAUACGCAGAAGACAUCUGAGUCAGGAUACAUUCUGUUUUAUCAAUCCAAGGAAUAAGACUUUAAAAACACAGAUUUUCCUAGAGACAGUUGUAGUUAUUCAAUCUGUGUUCAUGCCUUUUAUCCCACUGAGUACCAUCUAGAGCUUUUAAAUAGGUGCUCAUAUUGAAAUAUUUUGACAGAUCGAAUUCCUUUUUUAAGUAUACUCAGUCAGUAUGAACUGCCUUAUUCAUAAAAAGCUCGCUUUUCAUUUGGAUUGUUAUUUGUCAGGCUUUGUUGAUAGUGCAUUCAACACAGCUGUCUUCAUAUUGAUAAUGGAAAUAUUUCUUUUAUGCUAUAAUGUGAAUUUAAGAUUUCUUAGAUAUAUUUCAGCUGUCUGAGCUAGUUUUCAAAGAGUAAAUGCAUUAUUCUUUCCUUCUUAAGUCCUUUUUAUAAUUUUAUAGCUAUUUGAGUUAUGAUGUCUUCCAGUCACUUGUUAAAAUAAUUUUAAAUAUUAUUAACUGAAGAGUUGCUGCAGAGUAUAUAUAAUUUUCCUAAAAAAUACACACAAACAUAUCUCUGUGUCUGUGUGAAAUAUAUGCAUAACACAUAUGCCCAAUUUAUAUAUGUGAACAUAUAAUUUAUGUAUUUGUUUUGUUCUUUUUUACUUUACCGGUGAUUGUUACCUGAACAACAUUAAGCAUUUUUCUUCAUAUACUGUUAUAACAACAUAGGGUUUUUAUAACAGUUGCAUAUACAUUAUGUAAUUAUUAUAAGAAUUUUUAAAAAAUAAGUGUUAAUAAUAAAUCAUAUAUUUUGAAAAUCUAUUUCUUUGAAGUAAAUUUCCAUUGGAAAGCUAAAUAUGUGUUAUGAAAUUACCGUGAGCUGAAUAUGAAUUUUCUGUUUGUUUAUACUUUGUAGUUCUUAACAUCGGAAACAAUGUAUCACACAGAUAUUUGUAAAACUUCAUGAUAUAUACAUUUUCAUUUCAGUCAUCCUUGGAAAGCCAAGCUGUUUGCCAGCAAAAAAACAAAACAAAUGUUUUAGUUUUUCAUUUGAUCAAUUUUAUAAUAUAAUGAAUAUGUUGAAUAUUUAGCAAGUAUUGAUAUAAGAAUCUGUUGUAAAGAGGAGUGGAAACAUUUGUAAGGUGUUAUUUAUUAAAAGAUAUACAUAACAUAGAUAUAUUUGUUGAGUAAGUUACUUUCAUGCUUCUUAAAUACACAUUUGUGAACCAUUGAUUUGUGCUGUGCUAUUUCAGAUAAAGCCAUACAUUUUUUAAUUGGAUUUUAACAACAAAUAUUAUGGGAAAUCAAGAGUAUUUAACCCUUUGAAUGCUGUUACUGUAUUAAUAUCUCUCAAUUUAACAACUAAGAAUUUGCAAAUAACUGCAAUAAUAAAUAGUUAAGAAUAAAAUUUUUUGCAUCCUUU
Messenger RNA from Stegodyphus dumicola, 2571 nucleotides. It is a transcript of the gene Usp12-46, whose product is annotated as Ubiquitin-specific protease 12/46. The record is from RefSeq and is a predicted model, not a curated record. NCBI's taxonomy places the organism in Eukaryota, Metazoa, Arthropoda, Arachnida, Araneae, Eresidae. Gene Ontology annotation, cellular component: cytosol; nucleus. Gene Ontology annotation, biological process: protein deubiquitination. Gene Ontology annotation, molecular function: cysteine-type deubiquitinase activity.